Molecule: messenger RNA, 6696 nt
Organism: Plasmodium knowlesi strain H
Lineage: Eukaryota; Apicomplexa; Aconoidasida; Haemosporida; Plasmodiidae
Product: rhoptry neck protein 3, putative
Exons: 8
Coding region: 1-6696 (2231 amino acids)
Source: RefSeq, a predicted model, not a curated record
AUGAAAAAGUAUUGGUUUUGCAUUUCAGCUUUUUAUUUAUCUUUUAACAUACUAUCAAAAUGUAAAGAAUUAGAGAAUAAAAAUCUUCAACCUUUGGCCGCCUACAAGCGGGAUGACAGCCCAGGAAAUGAUUUUAAAAAUAGAGAAGCGGAAGGGGAUCAUCAUGUCAAAAUUAAUAAUGGGUCAAAUUACAAUGAAUACUCUUUUUUAUCGUUAAAGGGUGGUGUUAUAUUUAACCAGUACUAUGUAGCCAAGUUAAUUAAUACUAUACUAUAUAGGGGACUCCUCAUAAAGGGCGAGUUUCACAAGAAUGUUGCCAUUUAUGAGUCUCUCUCUCGUACCAACUACUUUUUCUACCUAACUGUAAUGAAUCAGAAAAAUGUGAGGAGCAUUGUCAAAUUAAUAUCUAUGGCACACGAUUCAAGGAAAAAACACGACGUGUUCAGAAAGCAACUCAUAAACUACUUUGACAGCCCCCCUUUCCCACUGGACGAUGCUUUCAAAAAUGAAAUGGACCACGCCCUAAUGAUAUACAAGAAAGCGAAAACUGACGCGUACUGGGGCAUGGUCGAUGCAUUAAAAAAUGAUGGGCUGCUCUUAGCAAGAACCUUUAUGUCAGUGUCAUUCGUCCAAAGUCUGAGAGGAAUGAUUGGAGUUAUAAAUUACGAGUUGAUAGAUCUGUGUUUUUCAAAAGCAUAUAUGUACAACGGGAUCGCCUCUUUUGAUAAGCUUAUAAUGAACAACACUUAUGGGGUUAUCAUUUCUUAUGUCUUCAAGUCGCUGUUACUAUUUUUCUACCCCCUCGUGAUUCCAUUCCGUGGAGCCUUUUCCUUUGCCCUAUCGUCCUUCUGCAUUACGCAGUUGAGCAAAAUAGUUUUCUUAAUUUAUAGAAAUAUAAAACGCCUCGUUCGAAUAUCAUACCGAAAGUUGUAUAGCACCAUUUUGAAGUUCAACGUAUUGAAGUUUCCGGAACUGCAACCGUACGCCUCGAAAUUGCUAUAUGGAGACGCCUUAAUCUUAGUAUCCAAGAUUUGGAAGUUAUCUUACGUAAAUGUCACUCAGCAUUUGAGCGGAAAAAAUUUAACCCCCAUUUUGAACAACUUGUUUGAAAAAAAUCUUGGCACUGGCUUUUUUGAGUUUAGCAAUUCGCUCUUUAAAUACGUUAUAGAUUCCAUGGAGGGCAUGCAGUUGAUAAGUACGAAAGAGGCAGAUCUCGAUAAGGAAGCCCAGUACAACACUCAAACGUUCAAGAGGAUCCUGAUGAUUCUGAAAAUCACGAGAAAAGUGCUCUACUAUGAGGAGUCGUACGUGCGACUAGCCGUGGCUAAUCUUCUAACAAAAAUUUACACGCUCCUCUUCGUGAACGUAAAUUAUAUCAGUAAGAUGCCCCCCAAGGAAUUCUUUCACGCUGAUGUGGAGUCGGAAUUUAGAUACAUCUAUGAGGAUCAAGUGUAUGAAAUGUUCUUACAAAGAAUCUCUUCUGAUAUUAUGAGAAAACCAUUUAUAAAAAGAAACAUUAAAAGAAUCAAUAGAGGAAGUAUAGAAUUUACUCUCUCCCUUGUCAAGAUAAAACUUCUCCACUAUAAAUCCUCCUUAAAGUUUCCGUACGCCAGUCUGUACUUCGAUGAACCUUUAAAAAAACAGUUAAACGCUUCCAUGAAAUUGAUUAUCAUAGGAUCAACAGGAAUUAUAGCCAACCUUGUAAAUUAUGGAGAGAAAUAUGAAAUACUUAAGAAGUGCCCCCUGGAAAUAGCUAAAAAUCUAAACCAAAUGUGUAACUACGGCAGCUUUGACGUAAAAAAAAUGCUUUUCCCAUUGAACAUUUUUAUCAAUCUGCUAAUUCCUCUGUUCUUAAAUUACAACGAUAUUAUGAUAAACAAAAAUAUAAUAGAACAUAUGGUCAAUUUUUUUAAAGUCAUUUUGGAUUCUAAAGAUUUAUACCUUUAUCAUUACCUAAAAAAUGUAGUAGACACUAUAAAGAAAACGGAAGGUGAAAAUUUGGAAGAAAUAAAUUACGACGAGGAAAUUGAUAAAAUUAUUUUGGAAGAAAUUCACAAAGUCAUAGAUGAAGUAAAUAAUGAAAAAAGUAGUUCUCUAGUUUUUAGUAAUUAUUCCAUGAAAAAUAACGAUCUUUAUCUGCACAAUAAAAAUGGACAAUUGUUUAAAUUUCUCUUCAAGGAUAGCUACAAAAAGGAAUUCUUUUCUAAACUUGUACACUUGCACGAUUAUAGAAACCCUUUAUCCUUUCAAGUUCCAUUAAUUAAAUUCGAACCUUCCAACAGCGACGAUGGAAAUUUGAUUGUGGGAUCAUUCAUGGAUAAAUUUGAAGGAAAGUUAAGCGGAUGCUAUAUGUGCCUAAAGGAGGACGAUGAUGUUUUGGUUGUCGACUUGAUUCAUCACGUUCUCUGGGCGUCUGGUGUCGACCGUUUUAGCGCCUACAUUUUUUCCUCCAUGAUCGGAGCGGUGAAGCAAUAUUUCCACCAAGGGGUCUCUUGGAACAGAGCGCUGCUAAACAUGCUUCCCUCUGAGUUCUAUGAAGUGCACAGGCUGUUCAUGGAAAAAACUCCUCACACGAAGGACAGAUCAGAAAACAUAUUUAUAAAGCGAAUUAGAAAAUAUAGAUUCAAUCUAAACCAGACAUCAUUCUCGAAAAUGUUUAAAGUAUUUUUAGAAAAUGUGCUAAAUAAGGUAAAUUUUUUCAACACAGAAGAGGCCACCAUAAUUUUGAUGAUGUCAACAUUAUAUUCUAUCUAUAAGAACAUUGAAAAACACGAAAUACCUACAAGUGAAACCUACAAGCUGUAUCAGCAGAAACUGAUAGAGGUGUACUAUCGAGUUGAUUACUACGCCCACAAUUAUGAGGCACACACCCUGCACUUACUCGAGGAGAAGAAAAAGGAAUAUGGCAUCGACGAAGAAGAUGAAGGCGAAAAUAAAAAUGAUAAGAAGGAUAAGGAUGAGGAGGAUGGUAAAGAAUCGGAAAAACCUCCCAAAUCGCAAAAAGAGGAAGUGCACAUCGAACUACCCCUAGAUGAUGAGCUUGUGCAAAAAACAAAGUCCCUACAACAAGAAGUGGAAUCAAGGGAAGAAGAAAGGAACAAAAUUAUAGCCGAAAUAGAAUCAAAGCAUGGGCAAUUGCCACAUAAGGAAAAAUUCUCCCAUUUGCCCACGAAAUGUAUGUUCCUCCUAUACUACGAUUUUGCACCCUUUAUUAAAGACAACAUAAAAGGCAUAGAACAAGUCACCAACAAUUUAACGGGAAGUACCAUCGAUAUGAAAAAUGUGAGGAAUAUGAAUCUUGUACAAACGGAGAAAACCAAGUACGCAUCAAUCGAUGAGAAAAAUCUCAUAAAAAUAUUAUGCGGUACGUACUUAUUUUUAAAAAAGGAAAAUAUUUCUAUUGAUGAUAUUUUCAAAUUCACUUAUGCGAAUGAAGCUGUGAAGCACUUGCUGAUAAUAAUAUCCUUACUGAGAAUAGAGAAAAAAACUGAUCGAUACACAUGGAAAAAAUUCUUAACUUUGGAAAAAUUCCUAGAUCAAAGGGAAAGGAUAUAUAAAACGCCCAUGAAAUAUCUGUACUUAAAAUUGUUAAAUGUGAAGAGAAUUUUCGGCUUUACCCACAGAAAGUUGUUAAUGUCUUUAGGAAAAAAAAUUAAGGGAAAGAGAUUCUUGAACAUAUUAAGAUACACGGCAUUCUUUGAAAUUUUAGAAAAUGCUGAAAAUAUGAAUUCUGUAUACCCCUGGAUCUUCAUCAAAUUUGAAGAUAUAAUGAUGUUCUCAAAUGUUUUUCAAAAAUUCAAGUUCCCUAUUAUAAGAUAUACUUCCAGUCAAGAAACGGUCAGAACCAUGUUGAACAAUUUCAAGCUCUCUCCUAACACUUCAAUAAAUAAUGAAGAAAUUAUACUGCGAAUUUACAAUAUUAUUAAUUUAAUAAUAAAGAAAAAAUAUAAUUACGAUUUAAAUGAACUUAGAAAAGACAAAAAAUACUUGGAUGUACAUUCACAAAAUAAAAAUGAACAUAUUUUAAAUGAUAUCAAAAUUAAGCCUGUAGUCGAUCAGUACCUAUCUCAGCUAAUUGGAUUCAUGAAAUUGUUAACAGAUAUGAGAUUUACCAACUUUUUAUUUUUGAGAAAUUUUUACGUUUUCAUAAAAUUCUAUGCAGUAACAGGAGAUUUAGAUUAUUCUAUGAAUAGCUCAGUAUUCUACCUAGCCAGUCGAAACUACUUAAACUUUAUUCUCAACUCUAUCAUAGAAUUUGAGAACUUUAAAAAGUUUAUAGAGAAAAUAAAAAGAAACAACAAUAUCAAGAAGUACCCGAUCGAUCAUUUCAAUUUCUACACGGAAUGUCAAGCGGUGGAUGACAUCAAAACCUAUGUCUUUGUUCCAGAAGAUAAGGAAAAAAUUAACAAAUAUUACGAAAUUAUAUCGUAUGAUAUUAACAACUUUUACAAGAACUACUUACUUAUAGAUCUAUUUUACGAUGACUUAGAUAUAAAAAAUUUAGAUACCUAUUACCAGAAAAUUGCAGAUGCUACUGAUUACAAUAUCGGUCCCAUGUCAGACAUAUAUAUUCCUGGUGGAAGAAAAAGAAAUAGAAUCAUUCCAAACAACGAUGUUGAAAUGAUAAAUAAAACGGUGAAAAAUUAUAUUUAUCUAGAAAAAUUUCUAGACAAAACUAACAUCCCAUCCAUACCAUUUGUCGAUUUUAACAUCGCGAGAGACGUUAAUGGAGUCAGCUUUACCUUCACCAACAGAGCUACCACACCACCUUUCUAUAAAGAAAAUAUUCUUGACCAAUUUGAUAUUAUCGGAAAAUCUAUUGUAGGAAAAUAUUACCAAAAGAUUAAGUGCUCUUUUGUCACCUACCCUUUUAAUUUGUACUACUGGUUUGUUUUGAAUCCAGGAAAACCUCGCGUAGAAACUGUAGGUAACGUUGGACUUAUCAAGGAAGAAGAUUUAAUAUCCAAAACAGAUGAAGAAAAAAAGUUAGAACAACAGAAGCGUGAUGAACAACUUGUAGAGGAUCUCUUUAAGGAAGAAGUGGAAGCGGAGGAUGGUGUCAUGGAUGAGGCUGAAAAUUUGGACGAUACAUUCGCAUCUGGAGCAGAUAUGACAGAGACAGAAUUCGAAGAUGAUGUUCUCCACGAUGGAAAGGGUUCCAAGAAAGAUGAAGACUCCCUCUCCUAUGUGAGCGCCGCGUCUGAUUUGUCUACCGGAUCGUUCGAAAGCCUCGCCAGUGCAACAUCUAAGGCGUCGACUACUACUCUUGGAAGCGCCACCUCCAUGGGUUCUACCACUACUAUUGGAAGUGCCACCUCCAUGGGUUCUACCACUACUAAUGGAAGUGCUUCAUCCAUGGGUUCUACCAAUACUCUUGGAAGUGCCUCAUCCACCAGAAGCACCAUCCCCGGGUCCAGAACAUCGAUAAACUUCCUUCAAACGGACAACUUCCUGCAGACCGGAAACUUCCUACAAAUGGCCAAGAAGGAAGACACCGAUGGAAAGAAAGGAAUUUUCCAAGCAACAGAAGAAUCAGAAAGGACGAAGAAUUCCAAACAAACAAACGAUCUAAGUUUCCUGCAAAGAAGUGAAAGUAAUCCACUCCCAUUUCUGGACACCAUGAUACAUGAAAGAAGUAACAUGGAGAAAGAAAAAUAUGGAUAUUUUAACAGACCAUACAACAUGUAUGUUAAUAAGACAAACAUAUUUAGAAACUUCAGUGUGAUAAUGAAAAUUGUGCAUACGAUAAUUUCGUUAAACAAAUUUUCUGUUGUUUCUCCAGUCGAGAUAAUCAAAAAGGGGCUCAGCAUUAUGAAGGGAAAAAAUAAAUUUUUAAAGAACCACCAUUUGAAUCCAUUCAUUAACAAAAUGCUCCUAGACAUUAACGAUGUAGUGCAGAAACUUAAGUCAAGUAGCGAAAAAGGAUUUAUAGGAUCCAGAACGGAUAUAAUAUCGCUAUACAGAAUAAUUGAGUUUCAGUUAUUCAACGAAUUCUUAAUUUAUCCACCAUUAAAAAGACUGACAGAUAGAGAACUGCAUUAUGUGUUACAAGUUAUUAACGAAGGUUAUGCUUUCCACAUAAUGAAGGUAAAGUCCAUGUUAAAGAGAGAAGUUCUAGUGAAGGAAAAAAUUGUGCGUUUUUUAAACACAUUUAAAGAGUAUAGAAAUUUAUUCGACGAUACAGCCAUAGAUAGACUAGUGCAGAUGUUCCAAGAAUCAUUAGAUUGUAAAGAUAUAAAAUGUUUCGAUCUCCUCUUCAACAACUUCAUAACACAUCGUUACAAUAACAUAAUAAUGCACGUAACGAACAAAAGUGAAACUUUUAAUGUACUAGGAGAAAUAUUUAAAAAUCCUGAAGGAUUGACGGAAGUACGCGUACAAGUACAUGAGACUUAUAUCGAACCAACCAGAAGACAAAAUAUGUAUGAAAAUUUUCAGGUGGAAAGUAAUGUGGUUUUACACCCUAAAUUAACAUAUAACGAAUUAUUACUAAGUUCACUUGAGUUAUCUAAAAAAAUAGAAAUAUGGAAUUCUAUGUAUACCCUAUUUAACAUAAGACAUAUAUAUGUCAAUAUUGGUUACCUCCUCCUUGGAUUUAAGUAUCAAAUGAAGCGAUCCCACAGGAUUUUCCUUCAUACGUUUAAGUUCCUUGGAUGGCUCAGGAAGAAUAAAAGGGAUGAAAUAUACAUUCCAUGA